Pedinophyceae sp. YPF-701 is the source of this 1038-nucleotide messenger RNA. Lineage: Eukaryota; Viridiplantae; Chlorophyta; Pedinophyceae. The record is from the annotation of a GenBank genome assembly.
AUGCCGCCGCGCAAGACCACCACGCGCAUCGUCGCGGCAGCCGCGAUAACGGCGCUCCUUUUGCCUGCGGGGGCCCUCGCCCAGGCCCACGCGCCGCCGCCGCGCGCCCGCGCGGCCCCGCAGCGCUUCAAAUCGCAGACGCCCCCCGCAGACAUUCCCGCACCCCAAAAGGCCCCCCCUCAGCCCAGCGCGGCGGAGCAGACCCCCCCUGCUGCGAAGCCACCACCUGCAACGGAGGCCCCGUGCGACGAGGCCGCCCUGGACGCCCGGCUCGCCGAGGUGCUCGACGAGCUCGCCACGAUCGAGGCGAACAUCGCGGCGUACAAGGCCGCGAACGACGAGCUGGAGCGCAAGAUCGGCGUCGAGCGCGGGCGCAUGAAGUCGAAGACGACCCUCCUGGGCGCGGUGCGCAGCGAAGUCGCCGCCGCACGCAAGCGCGGGCGCGACGCUAGUGCACUGACCGCGUCGUUGGAGACUGAGGCGCGGCAGGUCGAGGCGGAGCUGCAGGAGCUCGAGGCCGUGCACGCCGACGUCCGGGAGAUCCUCAACAUGGAGUCGCACCACCGGCUCCUGACGGGGCAGGUAUCGGAAGAGGCCAAGACCAGGAUGGCGCAGCUGAAAGAGACGCUCGCUGAGGCGAAGGCGGCCGCGCUGAAGGACGAGACGAACCUGCAGGUGCAGACUGGCUUGAAGAAGGACAAGGAGGAGGCAGCGGCCAAGUCUUACAUGACGUGCGACGGCGAGGUGGCGCAGCUGGAGCAGCAGGGCGCGGAGGGCGCGAGCGAGGAGGUGCAGCAGAAGCUGUACAAGGUCUUCAAGAAGCGCGACGCCGCGGCCGCGCGCCUCGACGCCGCGCGCACGGCCUACUCCGCGGUGUUCAGCAAGGCCAGGGAGGUCGCGCGCCGCCAGAUGCCCGCGCAGGCGCCCGGGGCCGGCGCGCUGGGGAGGGCCCGCGAUGUCCUGGCCGCCGGCGUGCUCAAGGUGGAGCGCCUCCUCGUGGACGCGAUCGGGUGCGUGCCGCCCAAACGCGACGUUUGA